GCGUGGCUAACGUAGUGAUUAUAUGCUCUUUGGCGUGGCUUGAAGGCACUAAAAGGAAGAUGAGUAGCUUAAACUCAGAGGACCAAUCAUGGAUUGCGUGGUUUUGCGGUUUACGAGGGAACGAGUUCUUUUGCGAGGUGGACGAGAGCUACAUCAACGACAAGUUCAACCUGGUAGGGCUCAAUGAGCUGGUGCCGAACUACAGGAAAGCGUUGGACAUGAUACUAGAGCUCGAGCAGCCGGAUGAUGACCGGGACGACGAUCUGAAUAACCUACCUAUAGAGAAAAUGUCGGAGGCGCAGGUGCUCUACGGACUCAUACACGCGCGAUACAUAUUAACCAACAGGGGCAUAGGACAAAUGUUACAUAAAUAUGAAGCCGCCGAAUUCGGCCGCUGCCCGCGAGUCUACUGCGAGUCCCAGCCAACGUUGCCACUUGGUUUAUCAGACACCCGCGGCGAGGCGAUGGUGAAGGUGUACUGCCCCAAAUGUAUGGACGUGUACACGCCGAAGUCGUCGCGCCACCACCACACCGACGGCGCUUACUUCGGCACAGGGUUCCCGCACAUGGUGUUCAUGGUGCACCCCGAGCUCCGGCCCAAGCGGCCCACCAUGCAGUACGUGCCGAGAAUAAACGGCUUCAAGAUCCACCCCCUAGCUUACCAGUUCCAACUGCAAGCGUCGAGCACGUUCCAGAUGCCAUCUAAUUGCCCGUACUAAUAAUGCGGUCGAGCGAGGCCGUACAAUCUGUCGAAGAAAAAAAUACGCCUCGCGCUGGCCGUCGUCGCAGCAAGUCUGGCCGAAGUAGGACACUACGAGUGAACCUCUAACUCUGUCUCUUUUAUCUGUUUUAUACAUCGAAGGUGUUAGGUCCAUACAGAACGAGCCGAGAACGGAGGAAAUUGCUGCGCGAUUUGGGAGGACUUGCCUCGCUUUUCUUUGUUUCGAGCAACGAGCGAGGCAUGUCUUGGUAGACCGCGCGGCAAAGUGUUGAUUAAUGGUAUCAGUCGAUCAAGUUUGUUGUGAGUAUCACAUGUAUAGUAUUUACACACGGUGGCUAAAAAAUAAGUGCAUUCCCGUUGCCAGGGUGGUUUUGGGAUUACACUGAGCAACUUUUGCUAUGGGACCAACACCGAAAUCGCGAAAAAAAAUUUGGCUGUUUACAUUUUGGCUGGCCCUUUUUCUAUGGGAGGGUAAAAAAAUUUUUCGCGAUUUCCUGGUUGGUCCCAUGACCUGACUACAAAACCUCAAAUGGCGACUGAUUUAUUUAAAUGUUUUGUUAGGUACAUAUUUUAAAUAUCUUUAAAUUUGUUAAUUGUUGAAAAAAUAUAUAUACGCAUGAUGAAUGCAUUAAAAAACCUUAGAAAUAAAGACUGUAUCGUUUAUUAUAUAUACGGAUAAAACAUGAUCUUACUGUUGAUAUGUGUAUUAUUUUGUAUUGCUAUGUUCUAAGGGUAUGAUCUAAGGGUAUUUUUUAGCCAUAUCUGAUAUAAGAAGGAUUAAAUUUUUCUUAAUUUUAGGGACUUUAUAAUGCUUUCAAUACGUCUAGCAAAUACAUUUCGGACAAGCCUAUCGAGCUUAAUUUGAGACUAUAUAUUUCACUGACUCGAGUCGAGCUUCCAGGACGAAAUGUGUACUGUGGUUACCAGUACCAUUUGACACUGGGUUAACUGUUUCGGUUGACCCCGGGUUAGUGGGGUGCAAGUGACGCUAAGUAAAGUUGUAUUUAUAGUAAACGAUACAGUCCUUAUACUCUCGAAUUUGGUCAAAAUGUUUUCAAUAGUUAGUGAUCGUUGAUCGCUAUACUAUUAAUUUAAAAUGUUAUUUUAUUAUACAGGGUGCUUUUUUGGAAUGGCAUUGUAUCUCAUGGGGCAUACGUCUAUCUUAUACUGUUUAAAUAAAUAAAAAUAUCUUCAUGGGUCAAUACCGUGGCUGUGACUUUGCUUACCCUGUAUAAUAUUCUAGUUUGCUUCUAGGAAAUGUAUCUAGAUUAUUUUAUAUGUAUAACAUAGAUUGCCUAGCUUGCUAAAUACUCACUACUUAAUUAGUACUUGUAGAUUAUUUAUUACAUUGUAGUCCGAUGGUUCAUAUUUUUGUGAAAAAUACAUAAGGGUCUCCGGCAAGCUCGAUUCUCCAUACAAACGUAGUUCCGCUCUCAUUUUAAAACGACUAGCUAGAUUGAUCUGAAACUUUGUACUUACAAUAGAAUAAGGUAUAUCUAUGUCUGUAAUUAGUUUAUGUAGGUUUAGUUAAAAAAAUUCAGCGAAUUUAAGUUUUUCGUACUAGACUUGUUAUUGCUAUAUUUCAUUUGUUUUAUAAACUGGAGCUAUAUAAACUAAUUACAGACCUAGAUAUACCUAAUGUCAUUGUAUGUGCAAAGUUUCAUUACAAUCCAACACGUAGUUUUAAAAUGAGAGCGGAACUACGUUUGUAUGAAAAGGUGCAAUUCGGCCGAGCUUGCCGAAUACUCAUAAGUUAGCUACACACCUACAGUCGAGUUCAUAAAUAUGUAUACAUUUUUUCACCUCAAUCUAUUGCGAUAAGGUGAUUGUUAUUUGUUUUACAAGGGGGCAAAGUUGUUGUUUAACUUCACGUUCUAAUAUUGACACCCCCAGGUAGCAAAGUGACGUCGCUGACGUCAUAAUGAAGUAUAAAUGCUACUUGCGGAGCCUUUAUGAUGCUAUUUUUAAAUAAUUAUGUGUAACGUAGCUUAAAAGUUUUCAAUAUUCCUAACAAAAUUUUGUUUGGUUUGAAUUUGACAUUGCUCAAUAAUCAGCAAAAUUCAAUGUAUGAAAAUCACAGUUUUCAUAAAAUGCUCCAUACAAAACGCCAAUUUCACAGUAAAGUACCUUUAAUAAUCUGAUUAGUGUUUCGUGUGUAGCACUUAAUUGUUAAUGUAUAAUUGUACUAAGCUCUAGUGAAUAAAAGAAUAUAAAAAAAGGCCAAAACACUUAGUGAGAGGAAUAAUCAGGGUCAAAGAAAUUUAUGUAUCGUAUUAAUUAAGUCAAAUUAGUGGUUAGUCUGCACCCGUUUCUUUAUCUUUAUACAACGUGUAAUGUAAAAGGGCUCACUGACUAUCAGUCCGCCGGACGAUAUCGACCUGUCAGUUGUUCGGCACUGUCAAAUUUUUGUUCUAACUGACAGGCCGAUAUCGUCCGGCGGACUAAUAGUCAGUGGGCCCCUUUACAACUAUAUUUUCCAACAGGCCAUUAGCGUUACGUGUUGUAAAUUAGUGGCAUUAUUAAUAAUCUGUAAUUUAGACUUAUGUAUUUGUAAGAAAGGGAUAAAACAUAAUUUAACUAAAUCAGGUUUUAUAAAUAAGGGGGUAGAUCCAUAAGGUCGAUACGGGUAUUUGUAAGAAAGGGAUAAAACAUAAUUUAACUAAAUCAGGUUUUAUAAAUAAGGGGGAGAUCCAUAAGGUCGAUACGGGUAAGUGUAGCUGGCCUUGUUACCGGGGCCUGUUUAAACACUAACCCUUUUCCAAAAUCAAAAUGUAUUCCAAUUAAUCCAGCUUUGAUGAUUUAUUAGAAGACAAAUCAUAUUUACCGAAAGUGCAAUCUAAUUUGAACUUUAAAUCGUAAUGCUGAAGUUGAAAUUCUAUUGGCGCGUAUGUGGUCGAUAAAUAAAUCUUACUGUGCCUGGAAAAGGAUUAUAGAACGUAUCAUCAUUGUCCGCCGGCCUAUUGAUGCAACGGAUAUCCGGUCAUUAUCCGGUAACCGGACUAUCCGGUCAUAUUUUUACUAUCCGGUUGGAUACCGAAUAGUUGCGUAGUAUCCGGCCGGAUACCUGAUAGUAAUUAAGCACGAUAUUUAUGAAUAACAUAUGCACUAAACACUCGAAACAUUAUAUAAAUAACGGAACAAAGUUAACUAUCUAAGCACUUGCAACGAAAACAUUGAAAUACGUACAACGAAAACUGUAACGUGCCGCUAUUCAAUACGCACUGUGUGAGAAUUUAGUAAUUUAGUUUACUUUUCUAUCAACGAAUGCCUUAUAACAAGAAACAAGUUUCAACCGGCACCAAACUAUGCGCACGCGCGCUAUCUAAUUUUCUCUAAUUCGGCGGGCCCGCCGGCCGGAUAUCCGGUAUUUGACCAAACCACAAUCCGUUGUAUCUCUACUUGUAACCAAUAAGUAUGCCUUCACUGUGAACUUGACUUUCUAAGUUGGAACGAUCUGAUUUGUUAUGGCUAGGCCGGUGGACAAUUAUAUGUUUACUGCAUUUUUACGCGAACGAACUCUAAGGGUUUCCCGACAUAUGUCGACGCGGAAUCGGCAAAAUCCGAUAGAAAAA
This is a messenger RNA of Cydia strobilella, 4293 nucleotides long. RefSeq names its product casein kinase II subunit beta-like. Gene Ontology annotation, cellular component: protein kinase CK2 complex; cytoplasm. Gene Ontology annotation, molecular function: protein kinase regulator activity. Lineage: Eukaryota; Metazoa; Arthropoda; Insecta; Lepidoptera; Tortricidae. Bases 60 to 719 code for a protein of 219 amino acids. The record is from RefSeq and is a predicted model, not a curated record. The transcript is spliced from 8 exons.